Molecule: messenger RNA, 1044 nt
Organism: Clonostachys rhizophaga
Lineage: Eukaryota; Fungi; Ascomycota; Sordariomycetes; Hypocreales; Bionectriaceae
Source: the annotation of a GenBank genome assembly
AUGUCUAGUAUCGAACAGCAGAUUCGGGAGGCUUCAGCUCGGAACGCCGAGCUCCUGCGCACCCUUACUGAGACAGAUUAUGCCAAACCCUCCCUUAAGGAACAGAUUAUUCUAAUCGAUGAUCUGCAAAAGCAAAUCGAGAAAAACAAUAAAAAUCUCCAGCUGUACGACACUCAGCGAAAGGCUGAGCUCAAGGACCAUGAAAAGUACCGGGACAGCCAUUUCCGCCGUUUCUUGUACAAGGCUACAGGAAACAAGGACAAGUUUGCCGAAAAGGCCAGCAAGGAGGAGAAGGAGUACUAUGAUGUCCUCCAGAAGCAGCACAAGACGACCGUCUUGAAUAAUGGUCUCAAGGAACAACAUGAAGAGGCCAAGAGGGUCCGGGGCGAGCUCGAGACGGCCGUGGAACUACACACCCACACUCAACUCGAGCUAGAUAACCUCUACAAUUCCAUUUUUGCGGGAGAGACGCCUCGUUUCCCCGAGGAAGAUGCGCUAGAACGCGAGAGUGAUAACUCUCUGCAGCGCUACCAUGAUGUGCGCACCAAGCUCGAGGAAGAGAUGCGCGUCAUGAAGCUGGUGAACCAGGCUCAAGGAAAAGUCAGGGAAGCCCUUCAACACAUGGAUGAUGCUCGCUCGGCCUCUCGCAUGGACAUGUUUGGCUUCGAUGGGAUCGCUGACGCCAUGGAGCGCAGCGCUCUCACAAAAGCCGACAUAGCUUAUCAUGAUGCGAGGAAUUUUGCUGAGCGAGCGAACUUUGAUGACUUACCGGCGGUCAAUAUCAAUCACGGCCACAUCAUGCGCGACGUUGUAUUUGAUAACAUAUUCACCGAUAUGCAGUUUCAUGAAGAGAUCAAGCGUGCCCAGAGCGAGAUGGAGAAGUUCGGCAACUUUAUCAAGCAGAAACUGACGGUUUCCCAAGACAGGAAGAAGGGUAUUGAGGUAGAGCUCAAGCAGGCAGAGAAGGAUCUUGAGACAGCCAGGAUUAACCUACAAGAAGAACGUAUGAAGCUAUUUGAGCAGGUUGCCAAGAGCGCGCCAUGA